Messenger RNA from Linum trigynum, 1928 nucleotides. NCBI's taxonomy places the organism in Eukaryota, Viridiplantae, Streptophyta, Magnoliopsida, Malpighiales, Linaceae. The record is from the annotation of a GenBank genome assembly.
GAUUCUUCGACACUUCAAAUAAUCGAUUAACCUUACUAACCAGAGUUAUCAGAGUCAUUUGAUAACAUCUGUCUUCAUAUUUACUAUUUUGUUUCGUUCCUAGUUUUUCCAUUUUAGGUCAGCGCCCCUGGGCAUGUGAAACAGAGGAUAAGUAUGAAAGUAAGAACUAAGAAGCUUUGGUUCAUCCGCCUGCCAACUGCCCUUUCCCGUUCCUUUCUUUCUUUAAAUUCGUGAAAACGAAAGCGAAAAAGAAAGGAGAAGUCCAAUAAUGGCGGCUUCAUAUUUUUCUCUGUGUUAGGUUCAGCAUUAAUGAUUUCCUUUUUCUUGCUUUCCCAUGUUCUUAUAUAAACUACAUAUGUUAGAUUAUUUAAGAGGAUCAUGAAUUUGAGCAACUGGGUAUCUCUGGGUUUUCUUGUUAUUGCCGUCUUCCUCUUCUACACCUACCAAUCUGAUCUGCCUUCCUUCUCCACUGUGAUAAACAUGGCUGCUCAACAAGAAGACUCUUCUUCUUCAUCAUCCAGCUCCAUCUAUGACUUCACAGUCAAGGACAUCAAAGGGAGUGAUGUGAGUCUUAGUGAAUAUAAGGGGAAGGUUCUUCUCAUUGUCAAUGUUGCUUCCAAAUGUGGCUUGACGCAAGCUAACUACAAGGAAUUGAAUGUGUUGUACCAGAAGUACAAAGACCAAGGGCUCGAGAUCUUGGCCUUCCCAUGCAACCAGUUUGCUGGACAAGAACCAGGGAGCAAUGAGCAGAUUCAGGAAACUGUCUGCACCAUUUUCAAAGCCGAGUUCCCCGUCUUUGAUAAGGUUGAUGUGAACGGGAAGAACACAGCACCAUUGUACAAGUUCCUGAAAGCAGAGAAAGGAGGGUUUCUGGGAGAUGGCAUCAAAUGGAACUUCACCAAGUUCUUGGUGAACAAACAAGGCAAAGUUGUGGAGCGCUAUUCUCCCACCACAUCACCUCUCAAGAUUGAGAAAGAUAUAACCAACUUGUUGGAAUCUUCUUAAACAAGAUGCAAUUUGGUUUAGGUAUAGAUCCAAUCGCGUUCGUCACUGCUGUUUCUGUUCGCUGCGAUUCGCGCGAGUCUGAUGUGGAUCGAAUCAUUGCUUACUCCAGUUAAGAGCCAGCAGCAAGGCAGUGGUUGUGUAAUAUGAUGCCCCUAAACAUGAAUUGCCCUAAUAAAUCAAACAAUGUUCUCCUUUUUGCUGUCUUUUUCCUUCUUUGGGGAAAAUGUUCUGGUGGCACUGGUUUUUAAUCUGCCUUUCUAAUGGCAGCUCAUUACUGAACUGUCAUGACACAGAUAGAUGCUUCAAAGAUAUUCCUUUGUAUCUGAAUUUAUAUGUUUAAUUCUGUUAUGUGUUGUCAUGUUAAGACAAGCAUCUAUUGCUUUUACGUGCCAGAAAGUAUAUUCUGAUUGUUGCCAAAAUCUUUCCCAACUAGUGCUGGAGAUUGAAUUUGACCUGGAAAACUCCAAUGCAUAUGACUAGCUAGCCACUCAAAUUCAUUAAAAUAUGAACAUGAGAGAUUUAGGAGAAUCAGCCGAAGAGGAGACUCGAAUGCGACACUUAAAACUUUUAAAAUCAUUUGAUAAAUUAAUAAUUCAUAUAGAUGAGAUGAAUGUCACAAUGAAUUUGUUUGGUGGAAUGAGUGCUGAUAUUAACAUAGAACGAUAAUGAUUGAAAAUGUGGUGUAUCUCAAAAAAGACCGCUCAAAGAGCUCAAUUCCUCGAGAUUGGUUUGGACAUCAUCGACAAAAAUCUUAUUACAUUAGUACAAUUCUUAUGAAAACCAUAAAUAAACACAAAAGGAACUCGAUUUUUCAUGUGCAGAUAUUGAGUAAGUACGAGUCAACCACCAAAUCAACUAAUCAAUCAUGUUACUUAUAUAAGUUGAUUCGAUUUUCCAACUUGCAAUAAGGGACAAGAAAAAAU